Molecule: messenger RNA, 771 nt
Organism: Saccharomycodes ludwigii
Lineage: Eukaryota; Fungi; Ascomycota; Saccharomycetes; Saccharomycodales; Saccharomycodaceae
Exons: 1
Cellular component (GO): endoplasmic reticulum
Molecular function (GO): ubiquitin binding
Source: RefSeq, a predicted model, not a curated record
AAGGCCAAUGAACAGGGAAAAUUUGUAUUUAUUUUUUUACAAUCCACUCUAUUAGAUAAUUCGUCACAAGUUACCAAUAAUGUUUUAAAGGAAUUGGCUCCACUUUUGAAAAAGUACCAAGGUGUUUUCUGGAUGGGUGAUAUCUCCUCAAAUACCGAAGCUUUGCAAGUAGCUGAUAUGUUUAAAGUGAAACAUUGUCCUGCUUUGAUUUUUCUAUGUCUAGAUAACAACGGCAAGUUUAAAUUACAAUUUAAAGUGGAAGGAAGCACGUUAUCAGCCAAUGUGCGUUGGAAGGAAAGACUGGAAUCAAAGAUAAUGGAAUGCUAUUCACAACUUUUGAGUGUAAGGCAACAAAGAAAUGUGGUUAACGAACAAAAUAGACGAUAUGAUGAAUCAUUGAGACGUGAUCAGGAACUUGAAAGACAACAGCAGGAAGCAGUGUUAAAGGGCAAAUGGUUACGCUGGAAAAAUUCGGAAUUGAAAGCUGAGCCCAGGAGUGGCUGCAAGAUUCGUCUUACUUUUCCCGAUGGUGAAAGGAUUAUUAGAAAGUUUGAUCCAAGCUGUCCUGUCGAAGAGAUUUAUGCAUUUGUAGAGUUGCACAGAUUAAAUAUUACAGAAACAAGUCAAGAAAGGGUAGAUUAUCACUACGACUAUCCUUUUAUUUUAGCCACACCCGUUCCCAGAGCAGAGUUGAGGGAUAUCAACCAGCGUAUAUCUGAAAACAGUUCGAUAUGUCCAUCAGGGAAUUUGAUUGUAGAAAUGAACUCAUAA